AUGGAAACAAAAUCCUCCAGUUCCUCCGCCAAUCUAGUAGAUCAAUUAGUGUUUCCUGGAGAUGUGGUUCUUGACCUGUCUAGCAUGACAAACCACACAAUAAAACUUGGAGGCGGUCUACGACAGGACUGUGAUGCAAUUUCUGCAAUGAAAGCUGGCAUACUAAGGUUCUCAAAGCCCAAUAAAUACUGGGUUGAAAAUUCUCAGAAGAGGUAUGUGCCACGUGUGGAGGAUUCUGUUCUUGGAAUUGUUGUAGACUCCAGAUCAGAUAACUUUCUUGUGGACAUAAAAGGACCAGCUAUAGCAUUUUUACCGGUGCUUGCAUUUGAAGGAGGAACUAGAAGAAAUAUACCUAAGUUUGAGAUAGGUACUUUGCUAUAUCUGCGGGUCGUCAAAGCAAACCCUGGAAUGAAUCCAGAGCUGUCAUGCACUGAUGCUACUGGGAAAGCAGCAGAAUUUGGUACUCUAAAAGAAGGCUAUAUGUUUGAAUGUACAACUGGUCUCUCAAGGAGGCUUCUCAGUUCGCCCCCAUGUCCAGUUCUUGAUGCCUUAGGGAAGAAACUUUCCUUUGAGAUUGCAGUUGGCUUAAAUGGACGUGUUUGGGUCAAUGCAGCAUCUCCACACACAACUAUUCUCGUAGCUAAUGCGAUCAUAAAUUCAGAGACACUGAGUGGUGCUCAACAGAGAAUAAUGGUUGAAAAGUUGCUACAGAAAAUCCACAUAAUAUGCUGGUUUUGCCAUUGUAAUCUUGUGUCAUUUCCAGCUCAUGAAGUGCGCCACCAAAUACCAAUACUUCUGAAGGGCGAGCACUCUCCACUUACUGAAGGGCACGAUAGAUUAUCAACACCUUCAUAUUUAAUGUGA
Sphenostylis stenocarpa is the source of this 864-nucleotide messenger RNA. The record is from the annotation of a GenBank genome assembly. NCBI's taxonomy places the organism in Eukaryota, Viridiplantae, Streptophyta, Magnoliopsida, Fabales, Fabaceae.